Xenopus tropicalis (tropical clawed frog) is the source of this 5615-nucleotide messenger RNA. RefSeq names its product immunoglobulin-like domain containing receptor 2 (gene ildr2). Lineage: Eukaryota; Metazoa; Chordata; Amphibia; Anura; Pipidae. The record is from RefSeq and is marked validated.
GGGACAUGGCUGCUGGCAUUGUACUGGGGUGCAUCGGGCUGAUGUGUGCCACAGCUAUGACCUACGGAAUCAAGGUGACAAUGCCCGAACACAAGAAGGUGGUGAUGCUCUUCCAGUCAGUGUUGAUGCGUUGCCAGUAUGCCACGUCUUCUACUCAGCCCGUCGUCGUCCAGUGGAGAUAUAAAUCCUUCUGCCUGGAUCGUAUGGAGGAGGCUCUGGGCAUCGGUAAAGUCCCGGGCAAGGGAGCCACGGGCAAUCAGUACCUGGACUGUGCAGAUGGCAGUAGGACAGUUCGGACUGUGGCCUCCAAGCAGGGAUCUACGGUGACGUUGGGGGACUUCUACAAAGGAAAAGAUAUCACCAUUGUGAAUGAUGCUGAUCUCCAGUUUGGAAACAUGCAGUGGGGAGACAGCGGCCUCUAUUACUGUCUUGUGGUUACUUCUGAUGACUUGGAAGGCAAAAAUGAGGACCGAGUGGAAAUUCUAGUAUUGGAGUGGGCCUUCGUCUGCCUGGUGAUACUGGGGACCUUCCUCUUCUUCGUGAUGGUGGGAAUCUGCUGGUGCCAGUGCUGCCCCCACAACUGCUGCUGCUACGUGCGAUGUCCGUGUUGCCCCGAGACCUGUUGUUGCCCAAGGGCCUUGUAUGAAGCUGGCAAGGCUGCUAAGGUGGGAUACCCCCCAACUGUCCCUACUGCCUGCCCCCCCUACUACAUCUCCACUAUCCCGGUGUCUCAGGUGCCGGCCUGUAGAGUGAUGGAUAAACCGCACGUCCCACCCUUGGUGCAGAGCGACUCGCUGCCAGGACAGAAUGCCGUACGUAAAGGGUACAGGAUCCAGGCCGACAAGGAAAGAGAUUCAAUGAAAGUUCUAUACUAUGUAGAAAAAGAACUGGCCCAGUUUGAUCCGGCCCGAAGGAUGCGGGAAAGAUACAGUCACACUAUUUCAGAGCUGAGCUCUCUGCAUGAAGACAACACACAUUUCAACCACUCCUAUCGGCAAGUCCGGCGGAAGCCAUUGCCCCCCAGUUGCAAUGCAGACGGAGACGCAGAGUACUGGUCCGGCGUUGUCGGCUCAGCAAGGCCCGCGACAUACUCUAAAUUCAGGGAAGACAGGGAGAGCUUCCGAAGUAGCCUCCAGAGACCGACAUCUGAGGUCUUGGAAAGGAAAUCGUUCCCCAUGACAAUCCAGGCUGUGUCCACCGACGAGUUAGCCGCAUUUACAGACUCUUAUAAGCAAAGACCACGGAGGGCCGACAGCCGGGGACCCGGAUCAGCACCUCGGUUCGAGAGGUCGGAGACAAGGGGAAGAUCACUGUAUCAGGACAGCUCUUCAGACGAAUACUAUGGAAAACGAAACCACGGAAGAGAACUUUUUUCAGACGGCGAAAGAGGCUGGUCUUUCAGCCCCUCUCGAAUACGAGCCGCAGAGGACAAGCACCUGCCCAAGCGGAUAACCAGGAUGGGCCAGAGCUACGACGACGCCUAUCUCAGCAGAGUUCUUGAAAGGAAAUCGAGGGGUCUCGAGGACACCACUGUAACCCCCUCCAAACUGAGUUUGCGGCAAAAUUCCAGUCGCAGCUACGGCCGAUCUCCAACGUUGAAGACUGGAGACAGCAAAGACCACAAAGUAGAGGAAGAAGACUCCCUUCCUCCUUACAGUGAAAGGGAGCUUGCAAGGGCUCUCCCAUUUCACUCAAGAGACCACUCCUAUCUCAGCGCCUCCGACAAGAGGAAGAAAAAGGAGCAGCCCAGUAAAACAGGUGAUUUCCCAAACAGGAUGUCCCUCGUUGUCUGACAUCGUUAAAGACUUAAGGAAGAUUCUGAUUGGAGGAGGCACUGAGGCAGUCCCGAUUACGAAUGACAGACCCUUGAGCCACUGUGCUCCACGGAAGCCCUUCUUGACGUGGAAGAAUCUUUAUAUAGCCUGUUUGCCCGCAGGAUAGGAGACCGUAUGCAUGGGCCUUAAUUUGGAAGCAGCGGUCUCCUGAGAGUAGCCUGCCCAGUCUCAUAUGGACCUUAAUACACAUAAACUGGAGGAACCGCCCGCUUCCACUAGUUCAGAUUGUGUAAAGACAAGCCUUAGUAUAUACACCAUACAUAGUACACCUAAAUCAGUAUUAAAGGGGUGCUAUCUGCCUCUACUCUCCAACAUUCCUUAUUUCUCUAUCAGUCUUACCUUCCUACUAUGCGAUCUCUUUGUGCCUGUCAUAUUGACGCUCUCCCGCGUAGGGAACAGUGACUAAUGUCUCUAUGACAAAGAUAUCGGUCGGCUUUAUGUAUUUCCACAUGGAGUGUAACGUACUGAUGCCUCUUCCUAACGAGUAUCAUUAUUAAUGGCUUUUUGGAACCAUUUUUGUGACCAUUAUAAAGAGGUAAUUAUCGACUAUCCAUUAUUGAUUGGUCAAGUUUGGUGGUCACGUAACUACAGAUGGAGCAAGAGAUAUCUCAGAGGGAUUUGACCAUCCCAGAUAGUUAUUUCUAGAAAGAUAUGGCUAGCUUUAGAUGUUACAAAGAUGAUAUAGUUACAAUAGGAUCCUAGGGGACCAAUGUCCAAUGAGCCUCAAUAUGGUACGAAACGCAUAAAGCUUUAUGUGUAUAUUGUUAAUAAAAUAAUUUUGAUUUCACUAUAUACCUGAGCUUGAAAUCGACUUUUUCUGGAGUCCCGGAGUGCCUGCCUACUUCAACUUGCUUGUUCCGACCAAUGUCCAAUGUCAUGGCUCAUUGCAGUUAGAAAGGCAACCAUUUUGUUUAGCUAUAGAGUCACAUGACGAAGGAACCGAGGCAACGGAACGUAUGUUACACCAUGUUGGAUUGCAUAAAGUCGGGAUAUGUUUGUCAUAGUUCCAGUCUCAAGCAUCUGCUUACCCUUUAAAGCUGCUUUGAUGUGCCCCGGCCUUUUACUUUCCCUUUUUUUCCACAUUUUCAAACACUUUCUGUUUCCGUGAAGUAUCCAUACAACCAUUUGAAGUCAUUUUCUUUUGUUGUCGUUGCUAGCAGUAGUAAUCUCGGUAGUAGUACCUUAAUUCUUAUCGUUUCAGUUCUCUGAAUGAUGAUUGGCUUUGCCAUUAGCCAGUCGAGAUAAACAAGUGUAUGAAUAUGUGUAAAAUGAAUGUUCUAUUAUAUUGUUUUCUAUUAUAUUUUUAGAUUUUGUGUAAAUGACUUUGAGAUCCUCACAGCAAAUCCUUCUGGAACGUUCUUGUCUGUGUGAUAAAAAACAUGGAAAAUCCAGAAGAAGAAGCCGCGAGGUUCUGCCGACAGUAUUACACUCCUCAAACUGUUUACAUUGCUGCAUAAUUAUACCGAGGGCUCGUUUAUUCCUCGUCUCCGGGGUUGGUGGGGCCUCUUGGGAAUAAAAAAAAAAGGUCUUAAUUAACUGAACAGGUUGACUUUCCAGGUUAGAAAGCCUUGGGUGCAUGGCUCUUCCCCAGGACAUAAUUUGCCCAUGGGCAGUAACCCAUAGCAACCAAUCAGUGAUUGCCUUUUUUUCAGCCAGCUGCAUGUAGAACAAUGAAUGCAACAAUUUGAUUGGUUGCCAUAGGUUACUGCCCCUGGGCAAAUUUUCCCAGUGUUCAUAAAUGACCCCCAAUGUGUUUCCCCACCCACUGGAUGCCUUGAAUAUACCUGUAGCACACUAUGGGGCAGGGACGCCCCCCCCCCAGGUAAACACUUGAAUGAGAUUUAUGAAUGUGGAAGCAAAUAAGUAUCCUCUGCCCCCCUUUCAUACCUGAUUGGUGGCGGGGGGGUAUAAAAUGCUGAAUUUUAGGCCCACCCCCAAAGCCUCCACCCUAGAAACAAGCCCUCAGGUCCCUGUAUAGAAAGUACAGCCGAGUUCCACAUCGUAUUGAUGUUAUUGUGCAACUCACAACUCCAGCAUUUCUCUACAGAUGGGAGGGCCAAGAGAUAAUACAGAAGGGUCUUCCACUUGGUUGUCCACGUUGGGCAUACAGAGGUAACAGGAUUGAUGUUCUCUUAACCUAGCUUAGCUCUUGUACCUAAAAUGUGGUUUAGCAGAAAAGAUAGCCAAGGCUACUGCUGGUAUUACUCUGGCUACAUCUGUAGUUCAUUGCACUGUCUGCACCCAAGAGAUGAAGGUGAUCUACCUCUGUAUAAACAAAACACCUACAUUUCAUUAUCUGAAUUGGUUGCAUCCAAAUAGCAUCGAGCACUCAUUCUGCUGCUUGGCUAUUGGAACGCAAAGCUUUGCUUGGUGACCAGUAACCUGGAGUAAUGACGUUCCUCAGGCCCUCAGCUUCAGGCCACUUCUUGGACCGUUGGUAAAUGUAAGCAGGUCACACUAUGUACUGAACAAAUAAGAAGUCCUUGUACAAAGAACCUUUUAAUGAUGAUGGGUCACUGGAACUGGGGAAUCCUCACGUUCUCUUGAUGUUUGUUGAUGACAAAUCUUAAGUGAUGAGAAGAAGACAUAGUCACAAUGGAAUCCCUCAAGGAAUCAGAGAGGGGUUAAUGUGAUCCCUGAAUUGAAAUCCCAUUCUGCACUUGGGCAUAAAGUACAAUGCAAGUUGAGACCUUUCCUUUAUAGUAAGUCCAUAGUCCAAUGCUAGAACAAAGUCCUAGAACAAAGUCAAAUCAUUACUAUUCAAGAAUCUAGCCUAGACCCGUUCUAGCUAUCUUUUGGACCAUAUCCACAAUAGAUCAUUAUCCAUUCACCUUGGUGGUGAAACUUAGGAAAAGUUAAGGCGGUGUCACCUGAUCUGAGAAUCCAACCAAACCCCCCGUUCAGGGAAACGUAUUUUUACUUUACGUUAUGGAUAGCGUGACGGAAUCAUAUCCGCCAUUUACGUUGGCUGAAAAUCCUGAACCAAUAGAAUUUGUGAACACAACAUGACCUUAUAUUAUAAACCCUCGUCAGUUCCUUCUUGAAGACGUCAGAGAACGUGAUCUAGAUGCCUUCAAGCCCCAUAAGCCUCAGUCUUUUCAAAUUUAGUAUCCAUAUUUGUUUCCCAUUAGAAUAAUUAGGCCUGAUCUGAUUGGCCAACAAGUUUAUAGCUCAUAAAUGAUCCUUUUUAGAUUAUAAUUGACAUAAACCUGCUGGUCUGCUCUGGGCUGGACCUCCCCGUAGGCCCUUUCCAGCCGUUCCAAAGAAGAAGAACUCUAUUGUAUGUACUUUAUUUUUCUAUACUUCAGUGUAGUUCUUGACUAUAAAAUGAAUAUGUAACGAGGUGGGCAUACAUAUUAAUGAGGGGGGAGGAUCCCCGGCCUCGCUGAGCUUACUAAGGGCUUGAUUUAUUUUUCUUUUCAAUAUGCACAGGUAGUAUCUUCCAUUCAGUUUUGCAAAUAUUGAUGGUAAAAUGUGAGGGUAUAAGUGAUUGUGGCCUUUUCUGCAUAUUUCCAUGGAUACCCUUGUGUGUGUGGGGGGAGGGGCAUAAGCCGAAAUAUUCUCCCUGUCAUCUGUUCGUGGCCACUAGAGGGAGCACUCUAGGACUGAAGGAGGAGCAGUAGGGCAGCUCCAAAUAUGCAGAUAAGGAACCUCCGUUGAGCACAAUGCCGAUAGCCUCAUCCUUCGCUGAAAAUGGGAGACAAAUCCUGAUAUUUUCCUGAAUGAAAAAAAAAUGUAUCUUUUGUAAAAAUCUUGCCAUUUGCAGUGUUCUCUAAAAAA